AUGAUACAUGUGGUCCACGCCUCCUCUUCCCCUGCAGGAUCCUCUAGCUCAGAAGACAAAUAUCAGUCGUGGAGAACUGACAGGAUGGCCCCCAGGGAUUUGGCAAUAGGAAUGAUCUUCUUAUUACAGACUACCUUCGGAAUCCUAGGGAAUUUCUCUCUUCUUUACCAUUAUCUCUUCCUUUAUUUCACCGGGUGUAGGCUAAGGUCCACAGACUUGAUUAUCAAGAGCCUGAUUGUAGCCAACUUAUUGGUCCUGUUCUCUAGUGGAAUCCACUAUACAAUGUCAUCUUUUGGGUGGUAUAAUGUCCGUAACGAUUUUGCAUGCAGAUUUUUCCCCUAUGUUCGUGCAGUGGGCAGGGGUGUGUCCAUUGGUAACACCUGUCUCUUGAGUGUAGUCCAGGCCAUGAUGAUAAGCCCCAGGAACUCCAGGUGGGCAGAGCUUAAAGUGAAAGCUCUCAAGUGCAUUGUCCCUUCAAUUUUCCUGUGCUGGAUCCUGCAAAUGCUGGUGAAUGUCAUUUAUCCUAUGUAUAUGAGUAGCAAUGGGAGCCACAAAAACAUCACAAACAGAAAAAGUUUUGGACGCUGUUCUGCCAUUCGUCAUGACAAAACCAGAGACUCAUUAAAUGCAGUGUUGCUGUCAUUGCCUGAUGUUUUCUGUUUGGGGCUCAUGCUCUUGGCCAGUGGCCGCAUAGUUUUCAUCCUGUACAGGCACAGGCAGAGGCUCCAACAUAUUCUUAGUACCAACGUCUCCCCCAGAUCCUCCCCUGAGUCCAGGGCUACCAAAACCAUCCUUCUCCUGGUGAGCACCUUUGUCUUUUUUAACACCCUUUCCUCCAUUCUUCAGGCAGUUGUGGCUCUUUUUAAUAAACCCACCUGGUUACUCUUGAAUGUCAAUUCAGUAAUCGUUCUGUCUUUCCCAAGUCUCAGUCCCUUUAUGAUCAUGGGCCAUGACUCUAGUGCAUCCGGGCUGUGCUUUGCCUGGAUAAGAAAUACAAAAUCCUCUAAUCUCAUGAGAAAGAUGUUAACUGUAUCUAGUUGUACAGUGUUCAUUCGGUAA
Molecule: messenger RNA, 1059 nt
Organism: Diceros bicornis minor
Lineage: Eukaryota; Metazoa; Chordata; Mammalia; Perissodactyla; Rhinocerotidae
Product: vomeronasal type-1 receptor 4-like
Exons: 1
Coding region: 1-1059 (352 amino acids)
Biological process (GO): G protein-coupled receptor signaling pathway
Cellular component (GO): membrane
Molecular function (GO): pheromone receptor activity
Source: RefSeq, a predicted model, not a curated record